Torulaspora delbrueckii is the source of this 948-nucleotide messenger RNA. RefSeq names its product SUR7/PalI family protein. NCBI's taxonomy places the organism in Eukaryota, Fungi, Ascomycota, Saccharomycetes, Saccharomycetales, Saccharomycetaceae. Bases 1 to 948 code for a protein of 315 amino acids. The transcript has a single exon. The record is from RefSeq and is a predicted model, not a curated record. Gene Ontology annotation, cellular component: cell cortex; membrane raft; plasma membrane. Gene Ontology annotation, biological process: fungal-type cell wall organization; endocytosis; septin cytoskeleton organization.
AUGAUUUUCAAAAAGUUUGUACAUGCGUUAACAUUUAUCUUUCUACUGGGGGCUGGGUUGCUCACCUUUUUCUUGAUUUUGUCGGGGGGACGUCCGGGAGGGACUUUGAAGAAUUUCUACUGGUUUGAGGGGAAUACGAGUGGGUUCAAUGAUGCACCAGAUGUCACUCGGUGGUACAAUUACCGUUGGUGUGGCUACAGUGAUGGACAGACGAGUGAUUGUUCUAGUACGGUGCCAGCGCAGGCGUUCUCACCACGUGACAAUUUUGGCCGCAGUGAUGAGAUGCCUAGUAGUUUCUUGAACAACAGGAACACGUACUAUUAUCUGUCACGUGUGGCAUGGGCGAUGUUGUUGAUCGGGUUGGUGUUCAUCGUGGGCGCCAUCAUUCCGGCGGUUGUUAUGAUUUUCAAGACUAUCACAGUGAUGGCUAUUUGGUCGACUGUGUCCACUUGGAUUGCGUUCUUCUUCAUUCUGCUGGCUGCGUGUCUCUACACCGGUUGCUAUGCCAAAGCCAAGAAUGCAUUCAGUGACUCGAACCGUUCUUCCAAGUUGGGGGCAAAGAAUUUCGCGUUUUUGUGGACGACAGUGUUUCUGUUGCUUGUAAACACCAUCUGGUCCACGAUUACAGUGGUCUUGCACGGUAUGAACAAGUUCCGUGACUACAAAGAAUCGGAUCAUUACGCUGGAGGCGCUGGUGGUUAUAACAACGCAAGCUCGAUGGACACCACGCACAACGACAAGUCUACAUAUGACAGUGACAAGCAUCAUUCGGACAGAACCUUCUUUACUCGUUUGAGAACAAAGAAGAAGAUGAUGCAAACUCAAGAACCCGGUGAACAGCCAGAAGAAGUUCAAUAUGUCACGCGUGACUUCGUCAGUCAACCGACAGGAAACAACAAUACACAGCAGACUACAGGCCAAGGAACUGGUCAACCAACUGCUGUCUAA